Molecule: messenger RNA, 579 nt
Organism: Phascolarctos cinereus (koala)
Lineage: Eukaryota; Metazoa; Chordata; Mammalia; Diprotodontia; Phascolarctidae
Gene: FGF4
Product: fibroblast growth factor 4
Molecular function (GO): growth factor activity
Source: RefSeq, a predicted model, not a curated record
AUGCCUCACCCCUCAGCCUUGUUGCCCGCGCUGCUGCUGGGACUGCUGUCCCCCUGGCCGGGCCGCGGGGGCCCUCUGCCUGCCCCCCACAACGACACGCUCGACUGGCGCUGGGAGACCCUCUUCUCUCGCUCCAUGGCCCGGCUCCCCGGGGAGAGGAAGGAGAUGAACAGGGACGGGGACUAUCUGCUGGGCAUCAAGAGAUUGCGCCGCCUCUACUGCAACGUGGGCAUCGGCUUUCAUCUUCAGGUCCUGCCCGAUGGCCGCAUCAACGGCGUCCACAACGAGAACCGCUACAGUUUGCUGGAGCUGUCUCCGGUCGAGCGGGGAGUCGUGAGCCUCUUUGGAGUCAAAAGUCGUCUUUUCGUGGCCAUGAACAGCAAGGGCAAACUCUAUGGCUCGCCCUACUUCAAUGAUGAGUGCACCUUCAAAGAAAUCCUCCUGCCUAAUAACUACAAUGCCUACGAGUCUGGGCAGUAUGUCGGCAUGUACAUUGCCUUGAGCAAAAAUGGGAGAACCAAGAAAGGGAACCGUGUGUCCCCCACCAUGACUGUGACCCACUUCCUGCCCCGGAUCUGA